Anastrepha ludens (Mexican fruit fly) is the source of this 1242-nucleotide messenger RNA. RefSeq lists its product as uncharacterized. The record is from RefSeq and is a predicted model, not a curated record. Lineage: Eukaryota; Metazoa; Arthropoda; Insecta; Diptera; Tephritidae. The coding region runs from base 1 to 1242 and encodes 413 amino acids. The transcript has a single exon. Gene Ontology annotation, molecular function: zinc ion binding; nucleic acid binding.
AUGGCUUUGAGUGCAGCGUUGGAAGGCAGUGCGUCGCAGUGGCUUUCCCAAAUAUGUUAUCCCGAAAUAAAUGGGGGUGAGUUCAAGGAACUUUUCGUUCAGCGUUUUACCAGUGUGGAAACACCAGCUGCUAUGGUUUUGACUAUGUUAUCAACUAGCCCGACCGACGGAGAUUGUCUCUCCAAUUAUGCAAGUCGCAUGGUGACGGCACUCAUCAAUAAAUGGCGUAAUAUGGAUGUGGAGGAGAUUGCUGUUUCUGUGACGCUUGCUCAGUUGGCUCAUAUUGAUACCAGAUUACAACGUCUAACCUUUACUUCAAACGUGCGCACCAGGAGUGAACUACAGACCGAGCUUAAAGCUUUCACAUUCAACAAACCGAAGAAAUCUUUACAAGAAGAAACAGGUUCAACCGACAUAAAACGGCAGAAAGUCUCAACGAUAAAUUGUCAUUUUUGUGGAAAAUUGGGUCACAAGAUGGCUGAAUGUAGAGCUAGACAGCAACGUAGCCUUUCUUCCCGUGUUGCAGAGCCUAGUGGCAAGAGCGUGUUUGGUCGACAACAGCAAUCAAAUGUAACCUGUUUCAAGUGUGGCGAAGUUGGACACAUUUCAACUCAUUGCAGUAAGCCCAAAAUGGACAAGGUCAGGGAUACGCAUCAGGUGAAGAGAGUGCAGAUUUGUGAAGUUGUCGAGCCCAAAGGAGAGAUGCUUCAUCACGGCGUGGUUUUCACGACAACAUUUGACUCUGGAUCGGAAUGUUCUUUAAUUAAACAAAAGAUAAGUGCUAAAUUAGUUGGUAAAAGAAUUAACAAUGUAGUAUUACUAAAGGGUAUUGGCAAUGACAGCAUUUGUAGUACAUUGCAAAUACUUAGUAAUGUAGAAAUUAACAACCAUUGUAUUGAAAUGUUAUUCCAUGUUUUGGGCGAUGAAUAUUUGAAGAACGAAAUUGUUAUUGGCCGAGAAAUAUUAUCGCAGGGUUUUCAUGUCAUUAUGGCACCCGGAAAAUUUGAAAUUGUCAGAUCAAAAAUUGUAAACAAUUGUUCAAAUAACGAUACAUUUUCUAAAGUGAAUACUGAUCUUGUCGGUGAAGAUAAAGAUAAAUUAAACAAUUUAUUGGAAAGCUACUCGAAGUAUUUUACAAAGGGAAUUCCUUCUUCUACAGUCAGUACAGGUGAAAUGAAAAUUAAAUUAGCAGACCCCAGAAAAAUUGUUCAGAGAAGACCAUACAGACUUGGCCCAAAUUAA